GGGAAUAAAAUCAGCAGUGUUGAUAUUACAAAAUGACAAAACAUCCUCCGAAUAGAAGAGGGAUCAACUUUGAGGUGGGAGCCCAGUUGGAAGCCCGUGACAGAUUAAAAAACUGGUAUCCAGCUCACAUUGAAGAAAUUGAUUAUGAAGAAGGAAAAGUACUUAUCCAUUUCAAACGCUGGAACCAUAGAUACGAUGAAUGGUUUUGUUGGGACAGUCCUUAUUUGCGUCCCUUAGAGAAAAUACAGUUAAGAAAAGAAGGAUUACAUGAGGAAGAAGGUUGUGCAGGAUUUCAUAUAAAUGAUCAGGUAUUGGCAUGCUGGUCUGACUGUCGCUUCUAUCCGGCCAAAGUUACUGCUGUUAACAAGGAUGGUACAUACACUGUGAAAUUUUAUGAUGGUGUAGUUCAGACUGUCAAAAACAUUCAUGUCAAAGCUUUUUCCAACGAUCAGAAUAUUGUGGGUAAUGCUAAGCCUAAGGAAAGAGGUAAUGAAAUUCUGUCAUCUCCUGAAAAGCGAGAGAAAUUUAAAGAACAGAGGAAAGCAACAGGUAAUGCAAAGAAAGACAAGGAUGAAAAGACAUUGAAGACUGAGAAAAGAGUUAGGCAACCUGAUAAAGAAGGAAAAUUGAUAGUCAUCUCAGAAAAAGGCAAGGUCUCAGAAAAGAAUAUAUCUAAGAAUGGAAAAGAAGAUAAAGAGAAUAUAUCAGAGAAUGAUAUGGAAUAUUCAGUAGAUAAACAAAUUGAGAAGAAGCCUGAGAAUGACAAUGUAAAGAGUUCACAGGAAAACACAAAAGAAACCAAACGAAAACGUGGAAGACCACCGAUUACGCCUCCAACAGAGCCAAGUUCUCAGACACUGCAGCCCAUAACUUUGGAGUUAAGACGUCGGAAAAUACCUAAGGGAGGUGAAGUUCCAUCAAAGCGUCCCAGGAUUGAAAAAAACUUGUCUCAGGAAAAAUUGAAGAACUCUUCGGAGAACCCUGAAAGAGACCAGAUCAGGAGACGAUCUUCAAGACUCUCGUCUAGUAUUAGCCAUGAGAUUGUAAAUACAGAUCAUGUCACAACUUCAACGGAAAGUCAGCCUUUGAAAGAUGCAGUAUCUAACCAAAAGGAACCUGAGCAGGUCCAGUUAGAAAUUCCUGUUGAAUCUGACCAAAGUUUCAGUGAAGAAGGAUCUCCUGGAAACACAUCACAUAGCACAGCACUUGGUACGGAUGCCAGUUUACAGGACGAAAAAGUUGAAGACACUGGGUCAUCAUCUGUUACUGUCAGGACUCAAGAACCUUCUACUGCUACAGUAACAAAACCUUGUAGGAGAGCAGAUUUUCUUACAUCAAAAAAAGCUGCAACUGUUGAUCAAGAUCCCAAGUUUAGAUGCAAGUUCUCGGACUGUUCAAAAUCCUUCCGCAAAGCCAAGUUAUUGCAUUAUCACAUGAAAUACUUUCAUGGAGUGGAGAAGGCUGCAGAAUCACAGCAGAACCCUGUAAAAAGAAAUAUUCAAACCAGAGCUUCUUUGGCUUCUGAAAAAGCUAAUCAAGAAAGGUCAAAGAGAGGACGGGCCACAGCUGGUUCACUGUAUGCUCCUCUACACAUAGCCCUAAGGAGUACCCCAUAUAGAGAUGAAAAAAUAGAAAAGAGAAGAACUUCAACUCCUGUAAGUGCAUUCAGUAGUCACCGGCGUUCGGUUAGAGAACAAACCAAGAACCACAUAGUGAGAUCGCUGCGGAAGCCUCAAGAAAAAGAGAGAGUUGAAAAUG
Balearica regulorum gibbericeps (East African grey crowned-crane) is the source of this 1758-nucleotide messenger RNA. The record is from RefSeq and is a predicted model, not a curated record. Lineage: Eukaryota; Metazoa; Chordata; Aves; Gruiformes; Gruidae.